Molecule: messenger RNA, 5098 nt
Organism: Anarrhichthys ocellatus (wolf-eel)
Lineage: Eukaryota; Metazoa; Chordata; Actinopteri; Perciformes; Anarhichadidae
Product: coiled-coil domain-containing protein 158
Exons: 21
Coding region: 302-3004 (900 amino acids)
Source: RefSeq, a predicted model, not a curated record
AUUUCAAAGUGUCGGCGCUAACGUUACUUUUGCGGUCAUUUCAACAUCAGCUUUACUAAACAAAAUACCUCACUAACCUCCGCAGUCAAACAAUGUUAACUAUGUUACGCAUUAGCACCGAGUUACAUCGAAUUAUUGAUUAGCAUUACGCUAGGUAGGAAGUAGCCAAAGAUGCUGUUUCCAUGGUGAUAGAACUUUAUCAUCAAUGACAAUUAAGUGGCUAAUGCUAGCUGUUGAUGUUAGCUUCGAGGAGGUAUAGCUUGAACUUAACUAAUAGGUUAGGUUCCGGAUGUGAACAGAUAUGUCAUCGGACGUUCAGCCCUCCGGUCCUCACAGUAUUCAGCCUUCCAGCAAUACAAUUUUGCAAUUUGAAUCUCCACCGAACCAUAGAAAACUAACACGAGCAGGAACUACGGAGACCCAUGAUGGCGCCUCUCCAAGGCUGAGAUUUAACAGCAUGACUCUAGAUGAAUUAAGCAAGGAGCUUGACAGGCGCACCAAGGAAACACAGAGGCUUCAAGAAGAGGUGGAAAAUGAAACCAAAAUAACCGUGGAGAGGUUUGGCUGCACAUACGGCAUCCACAGCUCACCUGGACAAAGCUGUCUCAACCACAGUAACUAUUAUGAUUCACCUGGGGAUUCCACUAUUCCUUCAGCCCACCAGCAGCUAGAGCCCCUGGUCUGUGAUCUGGAUCAUUUAAACCAAGGGGAAAUCAGCUCUCCUGGAAACGAGGUGUUGGGAACUGCAAUAGAUGACUGUAUUCAACAGCUGUCUGACUUGCAGCUCAACAAGACGUGCGAUCAACCUGAAAGAGAGACAUUCAGUUUUAACCAAGCCAUCGUGAACCUGCAGGCUAAGUUGCACAAAGUCCGCGAGGAGAAGGCCGUCCUGUCCAACCUCAGAUUGAAGGAUUCAAGGACACAUGUUGGUCAGAUGGAAAAGAUGCUGUUCAUGUUGGAGGAGCUCCAAAACAUCAAAAGGGCCGAGGACCAGAAGCUGCAGGAGACGCAGGACGAGGCGUUGGCAUUUCACAGGAAAGUAGAGACAUUGGAACGAAAUGUAAAAGAGAUGUACUCGCUGUUAUCUCAAGAGACACAAUGUGGAGACAACGCCAUCACCAGGCCAAACGACGCCACUACUUCAAGACAGCUGUCACCUGCUGCUAAGUUAACUGAGGAUUUUAACGACGAGUCAGAGAAGCUGCAGGAGAGACUUUUUACACCGUCAACACAACAUCUGGGGAGUGAGGAAAGCGGUGGAGUAAAUAAGCAAAACGAAAGAAUGGAAGACCUGAUGGAAAGUCUGGGCCAGGAGAUGGCGCUGUUGACUGACAAACUGAGCUCAUCGAAAAACAACAGCUUCAGCUUAAGUGUCAAGUUGGAGCUGCUGAAGAAACUUGCAGAGAGACAGACAUUACUGCACCGGUGUCAGGUCAGUGAGCUGGAGUCGACUCUCUGCAGCCAUACAGAUACGGUUUGUUGUCUGGAGCAGCAGCUCACACGGUCUCAGUCCCAGCUGGUGGACGCCCAAAGAGGGAAAGAGCGAUCUCUUCAACAGGCAGAGGAGCUUCAGUCCCAGCUCGGCCACUUCAAGGCCCUGCUGGAGCAGAGGGCCCGGGAGGGGGAGAAAUACCGGGAACUCCUGGAGGAGAAGAAGAAGGAACUCCAGCUCCGGCAGCAUGAAGCCCAGCACCAUCUCGCCAGGCUGGAAGAGGCCCAAAGCCGAUGCCAGACCCUGCGUGCAGAAGGAGAGACACUGAGGCUUAAGCUGGAUGACCGAGAGAACACGAUAGAGAGCAGCAUACAGAUGCACAACAGCACCAUCGACGACCUUCACCGGGAGAACAGCCUUCUCAGCAACCAGCUAAACCAGCACAAGCUGGAGAUUCAGCAGCUCAGGGCUGAGUUAGACUGGCACAAGUCAGACCUGGCUGCUGCAGAGCAGGAUAUACUGCAGCUACAGGCCUCUGUGGCUGAACAAAGUGUGCGUGUCCAGGAGGAAACUCUGGAGAAACGGCAGCUCACCAUCCAGCUGGACAUCCAGCGCUUGCAGUUACUCACCCUCACUAAGGAGCACGAGGAGCUGCAGCGGCUCCACAGCUGCACGAACGAGGAGCGCAAGGGUGCGGUGCUGAAGCUUCAGAGUCAACUCAGGAACGCCCACGACGAGCUGGACCAGGUCAGGUGCACCCUGAGGACCCUGGAAGGAGCUGACGGACACGGCCUCCAGGUAGCCUUGGACAUGCAGAAGGAGAUCACGGCCAGGAGGGAGCAGGUCGACUCCCUGCAGGGCAAAAUCCAACAUCUAGAGGAGAUUAAGGACAAGCUGUACCAGGAGAAGCGCUACCAGAGCCUGGAGAACCAGCGUCGGCUGCAGCAGCUCACCUUCGUCAGGGAGGAGAAGAGACAACUUGGCGAUGAGCUGGAGGCCCUUCGCUCCAAAGAUAAACAGUUGAGGGAGCGGAUCGACCAGCUGGAGGCAAUCCUUCACAAGAUGUCGGAGAGCUUUGCAGACUGUCAGGAUUUCAUCCAGCUGAAGGAGCAGGACUUUUUCCGUCUGAAACUCCGACAUGCGCUGGACUUGAAGGAGCUCCAAGGUCACAAUUUGCGCACAGCUCUGAAUGUAGCUCCAUCUGACCUGGACUCCCCGUCCCCAUCUGCACUCACCGCCCCACCCUCCUCCCAGCACGUCUCCAACACCCAGAUCACGCAGGAGUGCCACGCCCGGGAGCUCAGGUCUCUCGUCGAGGAGCUGCGAGGAGUGAUUUCGGAGAAGCACAGACCACACAUAGAUAUCAGGAGGAGGUCUGCACCGGAGAGAGUGCACGGAACCACAUUAAGUACUGACAAAGCAGAAGAAGUAAAAGCUGGUUCCAGAUUGAGAAGAAAAACCUGCGGCAGGACGCGUUCUCUCAAGUCCAGCGACGGCAGUGAGGUUCACUUCCUCCCCACAGCUGCUCUCACUGGGUCGCAUGUCACCCGUCUACUCUCUUCUGACCUCUGACCCAAACACCUGAUAGUGACACUAAACACUUAACUCCCGAGGCCAACCCUUCUUAUCAGUAAGUUGUUAGUAUUGUGUAUCACAUACACACACACAGAGACAGAGUCAUUGGUCGGUGUUUCUUCAAGAUAUCAUUUAUAUAUCAAACUGUAUAUUAAAAGAGGGAAAGCUGAAUAACAUUCACACCAAAGUGCAGUACUUUAAUACAGUUGAUCAAUAUCAAAUGAUAAAACAGACAUUUUCUCAUAUUAAUGAUUUCAUCAACUGUAGCUCAGCAUAAGAUGUCACAGUGCACACGCUUGGUGUGUCAGGAUGUAAUGAGGCAACAAAAUCCAUUUCAGCAAUAGUAGUAAAGUUACUAUUGUCCUUCAGCAGCUCACAGGCUUCACAGACUUUUCACCAAAUUGUGUAAAUGUAUUUGAUUGAUCAUCAUUGAUUCCUUUAUAACCCAUUUUUUGUCUUUCAGAAAGCUCCUUUUCUAUUUUGAAGGCUCCCCAGAUGAAGUUGUCAAAGAAUGAAAUCCCCAAUCAUGUGUCGCUUUGUAAUUCAUUGUUUAAAUAAAGUUUUUUAUUUUUAUUAAUGUGUUUGAGUUGUUAUUUCACACCAGUAAUCAUACCAAAUUAAAAAAAAAUCUGUUUCAUGUAUUUUAAUAUUUGGCGGUACACACAAAACAGUAUAACAAGCGUGAUACAAAUAUGUAAGAAUAGUUAACAAUACUGCAGCAUCUAUAUUAAGCACCCAUUAAGCCUCUGCUUACACACACAACUUAAGAGUCCUUAAUGUUUCCUUGUAUACCGAAACAAGCAUAUUUAGGACACUUCUCCUUUUGCUUCUUUUUUACUGUGUGGUUUUAAAGAGCAUUUCCUAUAUACAAAUGCUGUGAAACCCCUACGGGUCUGUUGAAAUCCCUCUUCUAAAUGUAUAGCCUUGCCUGUUAGCCCUGGCAGUCGGAGUACAUUGUGCAUUACAUACCUCCUCAUAGCUACGGUUUCAUACAUCUGUUUCAGCUCCUCGUUCAAUCAACAAACCAACUGUUUCACAUAGUCCUCAUCUUAUCAUGUGACUGGUUCCAGCAGAAGACCUGUUGCGUGGGUCUUUACUGUAUGUGUUCUCGGAUUUUUAUAAUCAGAAGCCAUCAAAAAUGGUUUUCUACUCUUUGUGAUUUUUGUGUACUUUCCUCUUUUUGUAAGACUUUUGAAACUGUCCUGUCUGUUUGUGGCUGUGACAGGAGUUCAUUCUUGACCUGAGAAAUUUUUUGCGUCUUCCACUUCGAUGGGGAAAGUUGGGGAUGGUGUCUUGAAGGCCCAGUAUUGCAGAUUCGCUAACAUUGGUCUCUUUGUCCUGCAAGGGUCAAACAUAAUUCCAUUGUAUUAUCAUUUUAGAUUAUAUUAAUACUACACAUCAGUUUACUUGCAUUUUAUCAGCUGAAUUUCUGUGUUUUGCUCUUUUCACUUCUUACUUGGCUCUGUGUAGUUUUUGUCAUUUUCCUCCUCCACGUGGCCUCCUGUAGGCGUAGGAAGUGCAGAGGCGAUGUUUACGCUCAUGUCUGGGUCCAAAACAGAUACCACCUCAUCAAAUAACUGUAGAGAAGCAAAGACACCAUUUAAAUAUGAUUUAACACAGGAUAAACUCUUAACAUUUACUACUGGCCUCGUUGUUCUGACACACAGCAGCUUGUUAGUCCAGACUGCUGUCAUCUCCACUUACAUCUGGGGUCAUGUGAUCCUCAUAGUGCGGGAACAUAGCCAGAGGAUGCUGUUUGAGUUUCUUCUCCACAGCGGCCACGUAUUCUCUACGAAUCUGCUUUUGGAUCAUCUGCUUUGAAAAGCAAGCAUGUUCUUUAGAAAUGCAUUUCCUAGGCUUUUGACCGGAGUUAGCGGAGUUGCGGUUUGGAGCGUCAUGGAAGAUAACCGGUGUGACACCUCCCUUGUCUCCGGAUAAGACUGACGAACAAUCACUGAAGUCAUCGAGGCUCACUGUUACAAAACGGCAACAAGUGCCGACCGAGGAAAUCUUGUUUGCUGGGCCUUUAAGAUACUUGGUCUGCAACCUCUCCUUGAACCUGAGGAUUAACAAGAACUUUACUAAUGUUAU